Molecule: messenger RNA, 1634 nt
Organism: Nanorana parkeri
Lineage: Eukaryota; Metazoa; Chordata; Amphibia; Anura; Dicroglossidae
Gene: KLHL22
Product: kelch like family member 22
Exons: 6
Biological process (GO): proteasome-mediated ubiquitin-dependent protein catabolic process; protein monoubiquitination; cell division
Cellular component (GO): polar microtubule; cytosol; nucleus
Molecular function (GO): protein binding
Source: RefSeq, a predicted model, not a curated record
ACCAGGGAUCGAUCGAUUGUGGGCGAUUUUUCUUUUUCGUAUGGAUGUUUUACUGGUUGAGUUGUCCUAUUUCGGAUCAGAACUUUUUUUCAAAGAUGGCAGAAGACCAUGAGGUUUUGAAGUCAAACCAUAUAUCCAAGGAUCAAUCGCCUGCACAAAACACCUGCAAAAUAUAUACAAGUGUCAAGCACUCAGAGGUUUUACUUAGUGGUCUAGUAGGCCUCCGUGAUGCAGGCAUAUUGUUUGACGUGGUCCUCAAGUUGGAAGGAAAAUGUGUGGAAGCUCAUAGAAUCCUUCUGGCCGCAUCUUGUGAUUAUUUCAGGGGGAUGUUUGCAGGAGGUUUGAGAGAAAUGGACCAGCAUGAAGUUCAGAUCCAUGGCAUAACGUAUAAUGCAAUGUGUAAGAUCCUGGAUUUUAUAUACACAUCUGAGCUAGAGCUGGGUGUCCACAAUGUACAGGAGACGCUGGCUGCUGCUUGUCAACUCCAGAUUGCUGAAGUUAUUGCCUUCUGCUGUGACUUUCUCAUUUCCUGGGUGGAUGAGGAAAAUGUGGUGGAGGUAUACAAGCUGGCCGAGCUUUUUCACCUGGACCAACUUAGUGAACAGUUGGAUACGUUUGUCCUGGAAAAUUUUAUUACAUUUUCACGCACUCAAAUAUACAGACAGCUUCCGCUGGAAAAAGUGUAUGCUCUGCUCAGCAGCAACAGAUUGGAGGUGGGAUCAGAAAAUGAGGUAUAUGAAGGAGCUUUACUCUACCACUACACCUCAGAGCAGGUGGAAACGGAUCAGGUGAGCCUGACGGAGUCUCCAAAGCUACUUGAAACUGUGCGCUUCCCCUUGAUGGAGCUACCAGUCCUGCAGAGGCUACAUGACAAGCUGGGGCCGUGUCCCCUCAAAGUGACUUUGUCCAGAGCUCUGGAAUAUCACAAGAAUGAGAUCACGCAGCCAGUGCUACAGGGGCCACACACACAGCUGCGCUCCGAGUUCAACUGCAUAGUGGGCUUUGGAGGGAUGUUCUCUGCCCCUUAUACUGUACUCAGUGAUCAGGCCAAAUAUUUGAAUCCUCUGAUUGGGGAAUGGAGACCACUAACAGCCCCUCAAGCCCCACGCAUGUCUAAUCAAGGCAUUGCAGUGCUCAAUAACUUUGUCUACUUGAUUGGGGGAGACAACAACGUGAGAGGGUACCGUGCAGAAGCACGAUCUUGGAGAUAUGACCCCCGACACAACCGCUGGUUCCAGAUCCAAUCCAUGCAGCAUCCCCGUGCUGACUUGUGUGUGUGUAUUUUGGGCCAAUAUAUCUAUGCAGUAGCAGGCAGGGAUUACCAUGAUGAGCUGAAGGAGGUGGAAAGAUAUGAUCCAUGCACCAACUCAUGGGAAUAUGUGGCACCACUUCAUAAAGAGGUGCAUGCGCAUUCUGGGUCAGCUCUUGGUGGUAAGGUGUACAUAUCUUGUGGAAGGAGGGGAAACGCGUACCUAAAGGAAACUUGCUGUUAUGACCCAGAAAAAGAUCAAUGGACAUAUGUUGCCUCAGGGCCAGUAAGGAGGGCAUGGCAUGGCAUGGUGUCUAUUCUGGAAAAAACAUAUGUGAUUGGAGGAAGCAAUGACGAUGAAGGCUUUCGACAAGAUGUUUUGGAG